Acomys russatus (golden spiny mouse) is the source of this 509-nucleotide messenger RNA. RefSeq names its product pterin-4 alpha-carbinolamine dehydratase 1 (gene Pcbd1). Gene Ontology annotation, biological process: tetrahydrobiopterin biosynthetic process. Gene Ontology annotation, molecular function: 4-alpha-hydroxytetrahydrobiopterin dehydratase activity. Bases 78 to 392 code for a protein of 104 amino acids. Lineage: Eukaryota; Metazoa; Chordata; Mammalia; Rodentia; Muridae. The record is from RefSeq and is a predicted model, not a curated record. The transcript is spliced from 4 exons.
CCCCCCCUCCCCGCGGUGGCCUCCUGCCUGCUGGCCGCUCUCUCCUCCUCUGCUGCCACCCGCUCUCUGUGCUGGACAUGGCUGGCAAGGCACACAGACUGAGUGCUGAGGAGCGGGACCAGCUGCUGCCAAAUCUGAGGGCUGUGGGAUGGAAUGAACUGGAAGGUCGAGAUGCCAUCUUCAAGCAGUUCCAUUUUAAAGACUUCAAUAGGGCUUUUGGAUUCAUGACAAGAGUUGCCCUGCAGGCUGAAAAGCUGGACCACCAUCCUGAGUGGUUUAAUGUUUACAACAAGGUCCAUAUCACCUUGAGCACACAUGAGUGUGCUGGUCUUUCAGAACGGGACAUAAAUCUGGCCAGCUUCAUCGAACAAGUCGCCGUGUCUAUGACAUAGACCCACGCUGUUUUGUAUUUCCUGGGGGGUAGGGGGUGAGUGAAUGAGGGACCUAGGGAGGAAACCAAGGAGGCUGGCCCUCAGCAAGGUGUCAGUGUCAAAAGAAAAAAAAAGAAA